Molecule: messenger RNA, 4963 nt
Organism: Psammomys obesus (fat sand rat)
Lineage: Eukaryota; Metazoa; Chordata; Mammalia; Rodentia; Muridae
Gene: Ncan
Product: neurocan
Exons: 15
Coding region: 87-3866 (1259 amino acids)
Biological process (GO): cell adhesion
Molecular function (GO): calcium ion binding; hyaluronic acid binding
Source: RefSeq, a predicted model, not a curated record
GGCUGAAGGAGCACCCGAAGCCCGGCGGCUCGUCCUUUGUGCCCGGAGCGGUGGGAAUGCAUCCGCGUUAAGGAGCCAGCUCCAGUAUGGGGUCCAAAUCUACCUGGGCCUCAGGCCUCCUGGUGCUGUGGCUGCUGAUCCUAGUGACUGGGGAUCAGGACAAACAGGAUACCACCACAGAAAAGGGGCUUCACAUGCUGAAGUUGGGGCCCAGACCCGUGCGUGCUGCCCUGGCAGAGCUGGUGGCCCUGCCCUGCCUCUUUACCCUGCAGCCAUGGCCAGGCACCCUUCGAGACAUUCCUCGGAUCAAGUGGACCAAGGUUUGGACUGCGUCAGGUCAGCGACAAGAUUUGCCCAUCUUAGUGGCCAAAGACAAUGUGGUGCGUGUGGCCAAGGGCUGGCAGGGACGGGUGUCAUUGCCAGCUUACCCUCGGCACAGAGCCAAUGCCACGCUUCUGCUGGGGCCGCUGCGGGCCAGCGACUCCGGGCUGUACCGCUGCCAGGUGGUGAGAGGUAUCGAGGAUGAGCAGGACCUGGUGACCCUGGAGGUGACAGGCGUCGUGUUCCACUACCGGGCGGCCCGGGACCGCUACGCGCUGACCUUCGCUGCCGCCCAGGAGGCCUGCCGCCUGAGCUCCGCCACCAUCGCCGCCCCCAGGCACCUGCAGGCUGCCUUCGAGGACGGCUUUGACAACUGUGACGCUGGCUGGCUCUCGGACCGCACGGUUCGAUACCCCAUCACGCAGUCGCGUCCUGGUUGCUAUGGUGACCGCAGCAGUCUGCCCGGGGUUCGGAGCUACGGGAGACGCGACCCGCAGGAACUCUAUGACGUCUACUGCUUUGCCCGCGAGCUGGGGGGCGAAGUCUUCUACGUGGGCCCCGCUCGCCGACUGACCCUGGCGGGGGCGCGGGCGCAGUGCCAGCGGCAGGGUGCGGAGCUGGCCUCGGUGGGGCAGCUGCACCUGGCCUGGCACGAGGGCCUGGACCAGUGUGACCCCGGCUGGCUGGCGGACGGCAGCGUGCGCUACCCGAUCCAGACGCCCCGCCGGCGGUGCGGAGGGCCCGCCCCGGGUGUGCGCACAGUCUACCGCUUCGCCAACCGCACCGGCUUCCCCGCGCCUGGAGCGCGCUUCGACGCUUACUGUUUCCGAGCUCACCACCUCACACCACAACAUGGAGACCCUGAGACCCCUGCUUCUGGAGAUGAGGGGGAGAUUGUGUCAGCAGAGGGGCUCCCAGCCCGAGAGCUAGCGCCCAGCCUGGGGGAGCAGGAGGUGGCACCUGACUUCCAGGAACCUCUUCUGUCCAGUGGAGAAGGUGAACCCCUGGGCUUGACAUGGACCCAGGGGCCUCAGGAGAGCCUCAGCUCUGCCCCAGGAGGCCCCACACUGGCUUCCUGGCCCUCUUCAGAAAAGUGGCUGCUUCCAGGGGCCUCAGGCUCCACAGCUGUCCCCAGCAGUAUGGCAGUGGAAAUGGAGAACACAACACCCUCUGGCACACAGGUGGCCCCUACUCCCACGACAAGGAGGGGCCGCUUCAAAGGCCUGAAUGGUCGGCACUUCCAGCAGCAGGGCCCAGGUGGCCAGCAGCCUGAGACAGCAGAGGCCAGCCCCCAGCCUCCCACCCCAGAAGCUCCUGCUGACCACACAGGGCCUUCGGCAGCCACAGAGGCCUCAGACAGCGACCGCAACAGCAGUGCCUGGGGCAUUCUGACCAACGAAGUGGAUGAGCCAGGGGCAGGUUCUCCUGGCAGCAGGGGUGCCCCAGAGUCCGGGAUGUGGUCCCCGUCUUUGAUCUCACCCAGCGGCCCGAGCAUCGACAGUACCCCUGGCCCACCAGGGGCAGCCGAGGAGGCCCUCAGUGUGAAAUCAACCACCCAGCACCUGCCCUGGUCACCCUCAGAGCCCGCUGUCUCUCCCUCCAGUUCCUCAGAGGUCCUGAGUGCUGUGUCCCCUGAUGACAGCUCCCCAGACUUCCCCAUUGUAGCCAUGCUUCGUGCCCCCAAACUGUGGCCUCCAGAACCCUCCACACUUGUCCCCAGUGUGACCGCUAUUAUGCCCUCCCCAGCUUCCCCACUCCCCUCCUGGGGCCUGGAAGAAGAGAAUGAGGACAUCGCCACUGCCAGGCCUGCCAGCCUUGGAGCAGGAGGUUCCACUAUGGCUGUCCCAGUUGAAGCCAGCCACAGAUCCCUUGCUGCAGAUUCUAGAGAAACUGGGGGGAUCAGCUCUACCCAGGCUACAGAGCUCCCCAGCUCUGGCCCAUGGAUGUCCAUGGACUCCAGUAAUGUGACGGUGAAUUCUGUUGCCUCUGAUGCUGGCAUCACUGGGACUGAAUCUGGAGCCUGGGACUUACCAGGGAGUCCCAUAUCCGGUGGACAGGCUACUGUGGACAAGGUGCUGGCCACCUGGCUACCACUGCCCAGCCAAGGACUGGACUCAGGUUCCCAGUCCACAUCCUUGGAAGGCCAUGGAGUCACCAUGAGUGUGGAACCUACAGUGGCUUUGGAGGGAGGUGCCAUCGAGGGGCCUAUGAAGGCCACCUUGAAGCUGGUCCCCAGCGGGGCUGAUGCCACUUGGGGAUCUGAACCUAAAAGUUUCAUUUCUAGCACACAUGUGGCUGUGACUAUGCCUGGGGCCCAGAGCAUGCCCACACUGACCUCCAAAAGCUCCAGAGGCCACACACAGCCAGAGGACCACAUAGUGGCCCAGGGGUCAGCAGGGCCUCUCAUCAGUCUGCCUUCUCAUCCUUGGUCAUCUCUGGCCUCAAGCAUGAAUGAAGUGGCCUCAGUUUCCUCAGGGGAGCCCACAAGUCUGUGGGAUGCCUCUAGCACGCUGAUACCUGUGUCCUUGGGCUUGGAUGAAUCAGACCUGAAUGUUGUGGCUGGGAGUCCAGGCUUGGAGGGCUUCUGGGAAGAGGUGGCCAGCGGGCAGGAGGACCCUGCAGAGCCCUGCGAGAACAACCCCUGCCUGCAUGGGGGCACUUGCCGCGCCAACGGCACCAUGUACGGCUGUAGCUGUGACCGGGGCUACGCUGGGGAGAACUGUGAGAUCGACAUCGACGACUGCUUGUGUAGCCCUUGUGAGAAUGGAGGCACCUGCAUUGAUGAGGUGAACGGUUUCAUCUGCCUCUGCCUGCCCAGCUAUGGGGGCAGCCUGUGUGAGAAGGACACGGAAGGCUGCGACCGUGGCUGGCACAAGUUCCAGGGCCACUGCUACCGCUACUUCGCCCACCGGCGGGCCUGGGAAGAUGCCGAGAGAGACUGCAGGCGCCGGGCCGGCCACCUGACGAGUGUCCACUCGCCAGAGGAGCACAAGUUCAUUAACGGUUUUGGACAUGAGAAUUCUUGGAUCGGCCUGAAUGACAGGACAGUAGAGAGAGACUUCCAGUGGACAGACAACACGGGACUGCAAUAUGAGAACUGGAGGGAGAAGCAGCCGGAUAACUUCUUCGCGGGUGGAGAGGAUUGUGUGGUGAUGGUGGCUCACGAGAGCGGGCGCUGGAAUGACGUCCCCUGCAACUACAACCUCCCCUAUGUCUGCAAGAAGGGCACAGUGCUGUGCGGUCCCCCUCCAGCAGUGGAGAAUGCUUCCCUUGUCGGGGCGCGCAAAGCCAAGUACAAUGUCCACGCCACCGUGCGGUAUCAGUGUGACGAAGGGUUCUCCCAGCACCACGUGGCCACGAUCCGCUGCCGGAACAACGGGAAGUGGGACAGGCCCCAGAUUGUCUGCACCAAACCCAGGCGGUCACACAGGAUGCGCAGACACCACCACCACCAGCACCGGCACCACAAACCCCACAAGGAACACAGGAAACACAAGAGGCACCCGGCGGAAGACUGGGAGAAGGAUGGGGAGGACCUCUGCUGAAGAUCCGGGCUAAGCAAGCACACACUCCCACGCUCCUUCAGAACUCAGACAGCCUUGAGAGAGCGGGUGGGGACACCCCUGAGCCCCACACCCUUUUGGUCCUCUGUACAAAGCUCAGAUCACCCCCGCCUUCCCUACUGAGGUCCUUCUGGCAGGGAGGCUACUCUGGUCUGGCUGAACCCCUAGGAUCAAUUACCAGCCACUGAAAAGGGGUCCUAAAGUCUGCUUACUAGGUGUCCAUGGGAGGCAACAGCUUGUCUGUAUGUUCUGAGGAGUGACUUUCACAGCAGAGAUUCGGGCUUAGUAAACAGUGGCCCACCCUGAAUGCAGGGUGCCGCUUUGGCGCAAGGCCACUGGAUUUCAGAGCGGAGGCCCAGCAGUGUGGACAUGAACUGCACUGUAGUCCCACGCCCGCAAGGGUGGUCUUCCAUCUCUCUGGCUUUCUUUUUUCUCUCUCCUUCCUUCCCCCUGUCCCACACCCCAUAGACUAGGUUGGUCUUGAACUCACUAUUGUAGCUAAGGCUGAUUCUCCUACGUGUGCAUCACCAUGCCUGCCUGGUUCAUUUGGUGCUGGACACGGAACCCAGGGCCUGUGCGUAUAGGCAAGUGCUUUCCACUAACUAAGCCCAGCCUGGUCUUUGGUCUUGGUGCAUAAAUCUAGUGUGGAAUUUUUGUGUACUGAAUUUUAGUGAUGUCUCUUAGAGCCGGGCCUCCUUGCUUCUGCAGGGAGGCUACCUGGAGCAGUGGAGGCUGGAGGUUCGUACUGCUCGCUCCCCCUGGGUCUGGAGCUGUGCUAACGUAUGCCUGCUAGAUUUGAGACAGGGCGUCACUGUGCAGCCCUGGCUGGCCUGGAACUUAUCGCUCUGCCUGCCCCAGCCUCCGUGCUGAGGUCACUAUGUUCAGCCUUCUUUUGGUUUAUUGACAUAGGCUCUCACUCUGUAACCCAGGCUGCAUUUCAGCCCAUGGCAAUCCUCCUUUCUCAGCCAGAGUGCUGGGAUGACAGGCAUGCACCAUCACGUGUGGCAGCUUUGUGGGUUUAUGAUGACAGAUCUCUCACCCGUGUGUGUGUGUGUGUGUGUGUGUGUGUGUGUGUGUGU